AUGGGGUUGGUCUCAGGAGUGGGGGAUUUGCUUUUCAGCUUCAGACGAUUUGUAAAUAUCUACUUGUAUUUCUCUUCCUGCAAAAGUUUGAUACGCCGUAAAAGUAAAUCUCUAUCUAUCUAUCUAUCUAUCUGUAGUGGACCCAGAAUAGGUCAUUAUCUAUCUAUCUAUCGAUCGAUCGAUCCGGAUCCCAUCAGAGACCUAGAGGCAUCCUUUUCCACUGCACAUGAUUUUUCUUUUCUUUUUUCUUUCUUUUUUAUUUUUACUUUCUUUUCUUUCUUUCUAUUUACCUUUCUUUACAUUAUUUCUUUUUUCUUUCUUUUUUCUUUUCUUUCUUUCUUUUCUUUUUUUUUCUUUUUUCUUUUCUUUCUUUCUUUUUCUUUUAUAUUUAUUUCUAUUUCUUUUUUUACUUUAUUUUCUUUCUUUCUUUUUUCUAUUUACCUAAAAUUUUUUUUAUUUCUUCCUUUCUUUCGUUCUUUCUUUCUUUCUUUCUUUCUUUCUGUCUUUCUUUCUUUUUAUCUCUUACUUUCUUUUACUUUCUUUCUUUCUUUCUUUCUUUCUAUUUGCCUAGACUUUACAUUCUUUCUUUCUUUUUCUUCUUUCUUUCUUUAUAUAUUCCCACUUUCCCUUAUUUCUUACUUUUUUCUUUCUUUCUUUUUUCUUCCUAAUAUUUUGUUUAUAUAUAUUAUAUAUCUAUCUAUCUAUUAUUCAUUCUGUUCAUUAUAUCUAUCUAUCUAUUCAUCUAUCUAUCUAUCUAUCUAUCUAUCUAUCUCAGCCUAUUCAUAUAGAUCAUUAUCUAUCUAUCUAUCUAUAUCUAUCUAUCUAUCUCAUUAUUUAUCUAUCUAUAAUAAAUAUAUCAUUCAUUAUCUGUCAUCUAUCUAUCUAUUUCUAUAUUAUCUAUAUAUCUAUCUAAUAUCUAUCUCAUUCAUAUCUAUCUAUCUAUCUAUUCAUAUCUAUCUAUUCAUAUAUCUAUUAUAUCUAAAAUAUCAUAUCUAUCUCUAUGUCUAUCUAUCUAUCUAUUCAUAUAUAACAUUAUCUAUCUAUCUAUUAUCCAUAUAUAUAUAUAUAUAUAUCUUCCAUUCAUAA
Molecule: messenger RNA, 1086 nt
Organism: Acanthosepion pharaonis
Lineage: Eukaryota; Metazoa; Mollusca; Cephalopoda; Sepiida; Sepiidae
Source: the annotation of a GenBank genome assembly